This is a messenger RNA of Effrenium voratum, 1560 nucleotides long. Lineage: Eukaryota; Dinophyceae; Suessiales; Symbiodiniaceae. The record is from the annotation of a GenBank genome assembly.
AUGCCGGUGCGGAUAGGCCUCGCGGACAAGGGAUCGCAAAGCCGGGGGGCUAUCGUGCGAAAUGACGACGCCAGCAGCUUCACGAUACUGCAUGCCUGCCUCUGGCUGCUGUUGGCCGGCGUGGCGGCACCUGUCUUUUUCUGGCCGGAUCACACGAUUGCGCAUGUGGAUGAUCUCUUUUUCAUACCCUGGGCUGCGGAAUAUGCCACGACAGGAAAUCACGGCAAUCCACUGCUAGCAGUUCAGUUUCCCGGACUUGAAAACUAUCAUCUUUAUACCCGCUUCCAUCUGAUCCUUUCCGGCUUGUUCCUGGAUCAGUUCGGUGUCAGCAGACAAAGCGUCGUUGCUUACGAGUAUCUUUGCUUCCUGCUGACGACGCUUGCUUUCACGGCCCUGUGCCUGGCCAUCAGAUUGCCGAAAGCCGCACUGGUCGCGCCGCUGUUACUCGUCCCAACCUAUGUCGUGACCGGGUUCCGGCUUGAGGUCACUGCCUGUGUCUUCUGGAUGUUGGGCCUCUCCCUGUUGUUCUGGGCUGCAAGACUGAAGGACGCCGGAGGGGCGGAUUUGCAGGUAUCCUGUCUCAGGACACUGGCGAAGCUGGCCUUGGUCUUUGCACCACUGGCCUCACCAGCUCUCUUCGCCUGGGGCCUCGGCGCUAUUGUUGUUCACGACAUCUGGAGGUUCGUGUUCCGGGAAGCAAAGAUCGUUGCAUUGUUCUUCGAAAAUGCCGUCGCGCUUGCUCUGGGACUGGUGAUCUUUUCGCUCAGCAUCGACUUUCAGUAUCGCGAGUUCGUCGACCAGAUCGUCUUCCAUGCAGCAAGGUCGACCGGACACGGGAUCAAUGAUGAGGCGCUUGGCAGGGCGGCGAUAUUUGCCGUUGUCGGAGCUGCGCUGACAAGAUGGUCGCGCCCUGCCGCGCUUGUCUGCCUGCUAUUGUCCGCCGGUCAGGGACUUGCUGCAUUUCUUCACGACAAGGUUCUGGUACGCAAUCUCGCUGCGAGCAUGGUUUUUCUGGUGGCGCUCGACGCAGUCACGAGGAAACGGUUCCAGAGAACCGCUUACGUGCUUUACACGCUGGUGUUCCUCGUCCUCACGGCAAAUUUCCUGGUUUUUUAUGUCCUCUCCGAACGUGCGUCGGGCCGGGCUGCAGCAACCCGGGACUACUGGAACGAUAUUGAUGCAGACAACCGGGUCUUCAUCGACGAGACCAUGGCGCAUCACUAUCUCGAUCAUCAGACCCGCGAUGCUGUUUCAUGGACAUGGGGUCGGGAGUUCCCGCUGGCGCGGGCAGAGGAAUUGAACGAAUUGAGAGCUGGUGAAGUCUGGUAUCUGAGCCCCUAUACGCUGUUUGCCUAUCUCAAGGGACACACCGCAAUUGCCAAAGCGCUCGCCGAGGAUGUCGACUACCGGCGAUUGCCCCAGCUUUCCUGCGUCAUGGGUCGGCAUUCCUGCCGCCUUCCGGCGGAACGAUGGACCAUGCUUCGCCUUCAGCGGGAUGAUGACCGGAUCAUCGUGACUGACUACGCGUCUGAUCGCGAGUUUACGGUUCCGGCAAAUUGA